AGCUUUUAGAAAUGUUUGGAGCAGGAACCGCUGCAGUGGUGACACCUGUGGGAGAAAUUCACUAUGAAGGCCAAGUUGUUAAAAUUCCCACCAUGGAGCACAAGCACCCGCUCACACAAAGGCUCUUUGAUGCCAUCAAGGACAUACAGUAUGGCCGUGUUCAAAGUGAAUGGACUGUCCUCAUUGAGUGAAAUCAGUGAAGCUUGAGUAAAAUACUGGUUGUGACACUUAAUGCAGAUUUCUGACUACAGGUAUAUUUUAGUUAGUAUUAUGAAUUAUUACACAAGUAGUAUACCACAACAUUCUGAAACUUUAUGAAACACACUGAAAGAAUUUUGUUAUGCUUGUUUGUCUGCAGAUACUGUUGUACAGCCAUCAAACACAAUAUACAAUGCUACAUAUUUAUUAUUUUGUUUUUGACAAUCAAAAUUUUGUUUUGUUGAGAACAUCAGUUUUGUUAUGCAAGUGGUUAUUGAUAUAUAAUAACUCUCUCAAUAUUGCAGUUAAAUUUAAUGUAGUAUUAUAGGUAAUACAUUAAAAUGAUUACUAUAUAUUUAGAAAUAAAUUUUAAUGUUAGGAUUUAAAAGGAAUAGUAUAUUUAGACUCGAAGUUAUUGUGCAAAUAGCAUUCACAAGCAUGAUUAUAUUAUCCACUGCAUGAAGUAGAAAAUAAGUUAUUUAUAUCACUUGAGCUGUACCAUUUGAGCACGUAGGAAUGUGUGUACUGUAUGUGCUCUGCUUAACAGAGCCGUAGCUGCAGGCAGUAUCAGAAAGAAGCAUAUGGCACAGUCAGAAAGGUUGUAAAUGAUGUACUUUAUAACUGGUUAAAGAAAGCACAAAGUGAUAUAGAGAAAUACUAAGUAGAGAGUAAACUUUGUUGUGUAUAAUGUGUUGCCUGUAAGAAUUUUAUAAGACUUAAGAAUAAAUGGUUAUAGAUUGUCUUGCCCAUAAGGAUGUGAUAAGAUCUGAUGAAGGCAUAAAAGAUCAUUUGUCUUUAACAGAUAUACCGUGGGAGAGCUGCAUGUAACGAGGGAAAAUGUUUAAUUGCUACAAAUCUCUAUUGUAUUUGCCGGCGUAAAAGAUGCUCCCUUACCUAGAAUGCACCCCUAUUUUAGAAGGAUAUUUUGUGGAAAAAAUUAUAUUAGUAUGUUUCUUCAUACAAUUAUUUUAAGAUAUUUUGAAUUGUAUUUUGUACCUCAACUCUUAUGAUCAGCUGUGUAGUUGUUUAUAGUUUGGACAAGAGAAUUACUAUAUAGGCUGUGAAACUUGUAUUUCUGGAGGUGAUGUUUUGUGUUACCAUGACAGGCCACCAGGCCGGCGCACCCGGUCAUGGCACACUAUCACAGUGCUCUGGUUUUGUUGUCAUUCACUCAUUGCAAAUGGCUGACAGGCAGAUGAAAGUUUAACAUUCCUUUCAAAUUUCUAGGAGCAUUUUUCAUUUAGAUAAUGGAUAAAUGUUUCUUAAAGGUAAGACAAUCGUUAAAUAAUGCAUGAAAUAUAUCAAGUGUGGAUUAUGUAUGCUGGGUAAGGUGGUGAGAUGAUGUGAACUUUCUUCAUAACUGCCAACAUAUCAUAAGCAAUUUUUGGUUAGUUUGUGAUAACAGACUGCGAUAACUCGGCUUGUUUUCAAUUUUUUAUUAUUAGCAAUGAUUUUUGUCUAGCAAACUUACCUAAUGUGCUCGUUUGGCUCCCUAGCCUACGACAUUCGGUUUCAAAUCCGUAAUACAGCAGCAUUAGACACACGGCAAUUUUUUUAUACAUUUAAAAAUAAAAAAAUGUGCGUCUUAGACGGUGGCAAAUACGGUACUUGCUUCUAAUGACAUUUUCUCUUUUGAUGACGAGUUUAAUGUCUGUAGUAUACCAGAGUUCUUAAAGUUAUGCAUGUGGCAUCAUAUUAAUGUUUGUAAAUCCUUCUGCCGAAGCUUCUGCAAUAUGUGUUUCUCGUAUCCAUUUGUGCCAGCAGUUUGAUGGAUAUUAUAGAUAGAAGUUAAGGAUAAAAUAUACAACUGCUUGAAUAUGAUCUACAGCAUCUUCAAGCAGUUUGUGUUUGUAUUCUGUGGCAUUUGACAAUGAUACUUCAAGGCCGAGUAUCUCGGCCUUGAAAUUUGCAAGUACAUGAUCUGGUACAUAUGUUGCCAUCUGGUGGUGACAACAUAUAACUUUGCUUCUGUGAUGCCAUGACCCACUCCUCCCUCUGUAAGAUCUUUGAUGUGAAUUAUUAAAUGUGUGUACAUUUGACCUUGCCUCCAGUCUUCACCUCAUACAUGUGACUUCACCUUAACCUUCACCUCACACAUACAUGAGUAGUCAUGUGUGUGAUAUCACUUUCAACCUAUAUCUGACCACUUAUUUUUUUUUCUCUCUACAAGCUUCCAACUCCUUGUAUAUUUGUUAGAACUAAUAGUCUUUGCCUAGAUUUACAAGUCUGUGGCUAGAUAUAAUAUAGUUGUUACAGGCAAGAUGUAAAAUGUACACAAGAGGGUGUACUCUCAACGUGGUGAUUCUCUACAUAAUUCUUGUACAGCAUGUUUAUAUCAGUAUUUGUGGCAUUUUUAUGUUGAUAGCCACUUGAUGUACAAAUUAAUCAAUGCUAGAUUAGGUUAAUUAUGUUUAUGUUGCAACAUCACAAGGUAUGGUGACCGGUGCACAUUAACGGGACUCAGAAAUGAUCAGUAAAUUAUGUUGUAAUGUACAAAUAUGAUUUUGAGCAAAUGUAGUAGUAAUUAGUGAAAUGAGGAAUGUGAGUUGCCAACACCUGUUAGGGAGUAAGAAUUCUUGCUGUCUGUACUUGGCAACAAUUUGUUAGGCAAUACUGUAAAUAAUUCUAGUUGUGCACAUUACUCUCAUUGUAAACAUAAACAAAUUUACUUGUACACUGAAAAUAAUAUAGGAAAACCUCGUUUAGCAAUUCGUGCCGAUUUGUUAUGUUGCUGUUUUUUCUUUGAAUUCGUUUCUUCUAACAUAAAAAAAUAGUUAAUAAAUCUAUUUCAGUAAU
Molecule: messenger RNA, 2994 nt
Organism: Procambarus clarkii (red swamp crayfish)
Lineage: Eukaryota; Metazoa; Arthropoda; Malacostraca; Decapoda; Cambaridae
Source: RefSeq, a predicted model, not a curated record